GGGCAGCACGAACAGGAACGGGCUGAUGGCCGACCCGAGCGUGAGGUCGAGCAGCGCCGUGCGCAGCGGGCCCAGGAUGGCCAGCGCGGCGCGGAUCAGCCCGACAACAUUCGUCGCAAACAUCUUCUCCACGUCCUCAUCCCUAAUACUUCCAGCGUUCUCAGCUCCCAACGCCUUCCCAGCUUUGUUCACUAG
This is a messenger RNA of Ogataea angusta, 195 nucleotides long. RefSeq lists its product as uncharacterized. The record is from RefSeq and is a predicted model, not a curated record. The transcript has a single exon. Lineage: Eukaryota; Fungi; Ascomycota; Pichiomycetes; Pichiales; Pichiaceae. The annotation marks the transcript as partial.